Molecule: messenger RNA, 619 nt
Organism: Lactuca saligna
Lineage: Eukaryota; Viridiplantae; Streptophyta; Magnoliopsida; Asterales; Asteraceae
Source: the annotation of a GenBank genome assembly
AUGAACAGUACCUUAACUAUGAUACUGUUCAUCAGUUCUCUCUAUGCACCCAAAAAAAGUCCCCGCUCCUUCACUACUUACGGUCUGCACAAGGAGACCACGAAAGCUGUAGUGGUUUCCUCACCACCAUACUCGUCGGUCACCGGUCAGCCUGUUGAUUUCCGGCAACCCCCACUGAGGUUACAGAUAGAGCAAAGGAGGAGGACGAUUCUGAUUACAUGCCCCUUUGGCUUCGAAAUUGAGUCGGUGAGGCGCAUUAAGAAGGAUAAAAUUGGCAUUCCUAUAGGUGUUGGAAUUACCAGUGGAAUAGACUUUCAAUUUCUGACCUUUGGAGGAUUCAAGGUGCAAAGAUUAUAUUCAAGACUUCUGUAGAAGGAUUUUGUGGUGAUUGGAAAGAGAUUUUGAAGAAAAGAGGAAAGGGAGAAAAAAAAUUGUAUUAUUGUAAGGGUUGAAGAGGGAAUACGCAAAAGGUGGAAAACGUCAAGAUAAAUUUUUAGAUUUUUAAUUGCUUAACUUAUUUUGUUGUCCCUAAGAUGGUAUAUCAGUAAUGAUCCUUAAUUUGAAGUUUCUCUCACAUUUAUGGUCAUGGUUUGAAGGCACUGUUGUAAUUCAUUUCUAA